GAGUGAAGGAGGAGUAAAUUUUAAAGGGUAACGCAGCCACUAUUUAACCGACCUUCCAAAAACGAUUGCACCAAAAUUGACUGCGGAUUUGCAAAUUCUUUACCCCUAAAACAUGCUCCGAUUUUCUCGUUGCGCUCCCACCAUUCAAAGAUUUUAAUUUUUCUCUUCCGUUCCCGAGAAAUUGAGGGAUUCCUUCUUUGCAAAUGGAUACUUCGUUUUCGUAAAUCCGAAAGCCAUAUUCUGAUUUCUAUAUAUAUAGCCUAGAUUUCUGUUCCAUUUUUGGGAUAAAUGUCUGAAUUGGUAGCGCGGACUGGACGGCAGCAGCAGCGCUACGAGGGUGGUUACCGCCUCAUUGCUGGGUGUAUUCCCUUCAAAUUCAGGAAUUCAGAAGAUGGUGAUAAUUCACCUGAGAAGGUAGUAGAGGUGCUGAUGAUCAAUUCAACUAGUGGACCUGGUCUUUUGUUUCCAAAGGGUGGAUGGGAGAAUGAUGAGACGUCUGAGGAGGCAGCAGAAAGGGAAGCCAUGGAAGAGGCUGGAGUAAGAGGCGAUUUAGUGCAUUAUCUGGGAUGCUAUCCUUUCAAGAGCAAAACCCUCCAAGACGCGUGUAGCCCGCAAGGUUUAUGCAGAGCUGCCAUGUAUGCUUUGCAUGUGAAGGAGGAACUCGAGUUUUGGCCAGAGAAAAGCCACCGGGAAAGAAGAUGGCUGAGCAUCCCUGAAGCCACUGGAUGCUGCAGACAUGUCUGGAUGAGAGAGGCUCUCGAAGAAGGUUUCUCAAAGUGGUAUGCCAAUGCGUUGUUUCUCAAUGAGAGCGAUAAGCUAAUCAUUUUGGAGAACCUUCGUUGAGUUCGUCUACAUUUUGAAAGAGUUGGAAAAGAUGCAUAGUUUUUGACGGAAUCUCCUGCUUUUUAGCUCUUCUGCAAAUUGCUAUGUGCAGAUAUCAUAUUCAUCGUACAACAAUUGUAUAUUUAUACACCAAUACAUGCAAUCAAAAUGCGUUUUUUUA
Molecule: messenger RNA, 1003 nt
Organism: Salvia hispanica
Lineage: Eukaryota; Viridiplantae; Streptophyta; Magnoliopsida; Lamiales; Lamiaceae
Source: RefSeq, a predicted model, not a curated record